AUGGCAGCCAAUUUCAGGCAGAUCCAGCCUGCGCCUCGAGACGAUAACUCUCCCGAGUCAGAAGAAGGCGGCCAUUUCGUCCUCGGCCGGUCUUAUCGUAUCGCUAAACGCAAACGGCAGCAUGUCAGGGUAGCUUGUAAUCCCUGUCGCGAAAAGAAACGCGCCUGCAACGGUGCAGAACCUCAAUGUGACCAGUGUCGAUUGCGGAGCUUAUCCUGCAUUUACCGAGUUCCACCCAAAACGGUGGAUUCAACCAUCAAGGUUCAGAAACAACUUGAUACUCUCCAGAACAACUUCAAUCAGUAUGCCGAUAUUGUGGAUCAACUCAAGACGCUUCCUGAAUAUGAAGCUCUCAAGCUUCUGCAGCGGCUGAGGUCAUCAGAAAAUGCGUUAUCACCACUGGGCACAGUCAGACUUUCAAAUCACAAGACAUCUCAAGCUUUGUUACCGACUACCAGUUCGAGAAUUGAAUUUGAGCUCACAGCGCUUCAUGGGAUUGUGUAUCCUACGUUAUUACCCAUCGAUAUUACGGGGCUUGAUAUUCCGCCCUUAGAGAAACCUGCAUCGCCUUCUUCGACACUUUCAAAUUCCGGUAGUCUUGUGAGAAAACCUUCGAAUACGCCUGUUGUUCUUGCAGAAGCUGGGUCGAAACCGUAUUGUGAUUCUAGAUUGAAGGAUCUUGAUAUUUCCUACUGGACGAAAGUGCCUAUUAGCAAUGCUUCGGCUGCGACCUUGAUAUCGCUGUAUUUGGAGACGGAUCAGACAAUUGUUGCUUUCAUCGAUGCAGAUUUGUUCGUUGGGAGUCUUGCGGAUAGAACGCCUAGAUUCUGCUCUUCAUUUCUCGUCACGGCGAUGCUAUAUGUGGCAUGUUAUGCUUAUACUGCGAAAGAUCUCACCGCAAUACCCCUCGGAAACCUGUUUCUUAGAGAAGCCGAAAGGCUGUUCCGUGCUGAAGGAUCAUCUGACGACGUACUCACGCUGGCUGCCAUCAACACUCUGAGUCUGGGAUGUUUCUUCAGUGGAAACGAUACGUUAGCCAGAGAACUCCAGGCCGCUGGUCGUAAUAUGGGGCGAAGGCUUGUUUUAUAUGGUGUACCUCAUCAUAGUCCAUCCUCGUUGGCUUUUCGAAGAUUGCCGGAUGAUCUGCUUCGCAUGACGGCGCAUGUGGCGUGGAGUACAUACAACUGGUUGACGAUACAUGUUAUGUUCUUCUAUGACGAGAGUAUAUCCCAUACCCCCUCUCUUCCAGUCCCUGGCGCCGAUAGAGACGACUAUCCAGACCACGCCUGGCCUGACCAUCCUCUUCCCAAGUACAUGGGCAAGUCAUUCACCAAACUAUGUCACUUCUUUUCAAUAGUCGAAGAGGUCGCGGCUGUAUACUCUGCCAACGACAGGAUACCCAUCUUCAACCGAGUUCCGAUAGCGUUUGCAGAAGCGAAGUAUCAAAAAAUGUUGCAUUGGGCGGAUUCUCUCAGUAAGGAUAUGGCGUGGAAUAAGGAUAGUCAUGAGCACAUCUUUCUCUUCCACAUGUGGUUCCAUUGCGCAGUCCUCGACAUCUUCCGUCCCUUCGCCCAAACCCAACAAGACUACAAACUCCGCUCCUUCAACUCCCAAGACAGCACGCCCAAAACCAUCUUCUCCGCCUCCCUCAACCAAAUGAAACGCCUCGCCCUUAUUUACCGAACCCAAAAAAUGCCCAACAGUUACAUGCCCUACAUAAACAUAUCCCUAAUCCACAUCGCCAACACAAUUUGCAAAGAACCCCCCUUCGAUUUAACAUCCAAAUUCUACUUUCUACUCUGUAUACGCUACUGGCAGCAUUUAUACGUCGGCUACCCGAUCUUCUCACAUGUCAUACAAGCAUUUCUCACAAUGGCGAUAAAUAAUGGACUUAUGAGCAAUAGAGAAGCCAAGACACUAAUGGCAGAGGUUUUAGCGGGUGGAAAACAUCAUGAGUUGGCGCAUGAGGGCAUUCAGACGAAUUUCAUUGUGGAUUUUGAUUUGGCUAUGACGAAUCCGGAUGAGGCUGGUGUUCAGGCUGUGGCGCAGAAGUUUGAGGAGGUUGCGCUGUUUGAUGAGUUUGCUGUUUACAAGAAGGAGGGGGAUUGA
Fusarium coffeatum is the source of this 2109-nucleotide messenger RNA. RefSeq lists its product as uncharacterized. The coding region runs from base 1 to 2109 and encodes 702 amino acids. NCBI's taxonomy places the organism in Eukaryota, Fungi, Ascomycota, Sordariomycetes, Hypocreales, Nectriaceae. The transcript has 5 exons. Gene Ontology annotation, molecular function: DNA-binding transcription factor activity, RNA polymerase II-specific; zinc ion binding. Gene Ontology annotation, biological process: regulation of DNA-templated transcription. The record is from RefSeq and is a predicted model, not a curated record.